This is a messenger RNA of Penicillium daleae, 2187 nucleotides long. RefSeq lists its product as uncharacterized. Lineage: Eukaryota; Fungi; Ascomycota; Eurotiomycetes; Eurotiales; Aspergillaceae. The record is from RefSeq and is a predicted model, not a curated record. The coding region runs from base 1 to 2187 and encodes 728 amino acids. The transcript has a single exon.
AUGGUGGCUUUGAAGAAGCUUUUUCAAGCUGAGCGCGCGCCAUCGCGCCCAUCAACCGGUGCUGGGUUCAAUGGAAUGGAGUCAGAAGACCCAUACUUUGGCACCGUCGAAUCACCCACCCGAAAUAAGUUCCAAAAUCUCUUGUCCGCCGGUCCUCCAUCACCAGCAAUUCCAUCACCAGGCUUGAGAGCGUUUCAAGCACAAGAUGUGGCACAUCACUUCGAUCAGAUUGAGAAACAGUUUGAGGAUCUACAUCAGCAUCUAAGUGAACGACCAGUAUCUUCUCAAUCGCAGUGCCCGCCACCCGUACCAAAUCGUUUUGUUCGCAAGGAUCCCAAUGCUCGGCAUAUCGAUCUCAUGGAAGCUAUUGCUCCCCCAGAACAAGCCACCGAUAGCAACUCCCCAGUCGCAUCGCCUCCUACUAGUCCAUAUAACGAAGAUGUUGCCGAACGGAACAUGACCAGAUUUCUUCGUAUUCAGUAUCGAAGCGGAUUUGCAAGCUCCCGGAUAUUGUCCGCCCUAUAUCAGGAGGAUGUUGCAGACAGGAAUAUCGCAAAAUACAGUGGCGCAUCACGCUCGCUCUCAUCAUUAAGCUGCCGCUCUUCCCCUCCCGCUCCUGGGAGAGUACGCAACCUCAGCCGCGAUGGACAAAGAAAACGCAAUGCCAGAAAAUCCAAUUGGACUUCAGAUGGAGAUUUGCGUGCUCGAUCUGCCUCGCCGAACAGUGCGUUCGGUGCUUCUUCGCGAAAUUCGCAGGCAAGCAGUCUACUUCGCCAACAAAGAUCAGCGCCGAGUCUGUUUCCUGACGAGGAUGGAGAUGAGGCACAACCUCCUGUCAUACAGCGCUUGGGCGUUCCUCCAGCUCAUAAGCAAGGCAAGCGAUGGAGUAACACUCCUUUGCCAGAUAGUCCCACACUACCAACGCCCAUUAGUGACGGUGGUAGCGCCAGUGAGAACCGUAUGGACAGCUCCCCAGCACUCCGAGCUCCAAUUACGACGACCCGAAGUUCAUCCUUGACUUCAACAUCAAAGUCCCCGCCCUCUUCCUCUGGCUCAGCUUCUCGGAAGAACGUGCGAGAUCUAUCCAUCAAUACCGACCUAGCCGCCCAAGGCAGGCCGAAAAUUGCCCACCGCGCUAUCCAGCCCCCCACACCCUCAACUCAUGAGAUGAAGCGGGCUCCAAGCAUUGCAGAGGUUAUGCAUAGUCCUUUGCGUGCGCCAACCCCUCCACAGCCCUCCCCUCGGUUCAAAGUCUCGGAGAUGAUGGACCUGUUCAACAAGGCUUACAUGUCUACACAAGCCAUUAGCCCCCACCCUACGUACGAGAGUUUGCAGGAUGCCAUUGUCCGAGAAAUCAACUCUCACGAGGCCUUCAAUAAGGUUCCUCUGCCUGCUGCUGGUCCCCCUUUCACUCCUUCUCCGACUCAGGAAACAUUCGAUCGCCGUCCCUGGUCCGCUCACCCAGGAUUGAGCCGCAGUGCCUCUGCCGCGUCAAUUUCCAAAAUCAUGAGGAAGAGCUCCUUCCGGAAACACAAGCGAAAUGCCGACUCCCGCCAGAGCAUCUCCACAACCAUUUUCCGCAAAGCCUCUUCCUCUCCGUCUCGCCGGCGGCAUACCGAUGCCCCAAUCCCAUCCCCGGGUCUCCUCGCCGACAUCAAACAAUCGCAGGAAACUGCCUCGCCAGAGCAGUUGACUUACAUGGACGUGCUGUAUCGCGCUACCAACGACAAACCCGGAACGUCCAGCUCCAAACGCCCUCAAUCCUCGCGGAAGCGCGGACGCUCGGACUCUACCUCCAAUCUCUCCGCGAUCAUUCGUGCCAAUGCAGAGAUGCCUCAUACCCCAGGUCCCAUUGGUGCCAUCUACUGCAUGCAGGCACAUUCCAACUCGUCCAAAGAUAGCCAGAACACUGGCUCGCACGAAGACAGCGACGACGACAUUAUCCACCUCCCCAGCGUUGCCGCGCCGCCCCCACGUGUACAAAUCGAUGCCGUCGAUGAUAACAACGUGCGCUACGUGAUUGACUCUGCGACCGCAACUGAUGCCCAAAGACUCAUGAGCUGGCCCCAGCGCUCCCGCCGCAACAAAUCGCCUGUACCUACCUCGACACCGUGUGACAACAGCUUGUCCCCGCUGUCCCACGCUCGAAUGCAGCUUCGCGGCAAUCGCUCCGUCGAGACCUACUGA